Messenger RNA from Coccinella septempunctata (seven-spotted ladybird), 1910 nucleotides. RefSeq lists its product as uncharacterized. The record is from RefSeq and is a predicted model, not a curated record. Bases 132 to 1910 code for a protein of 592 amino acids. The transcript is spliced from 2 exons. NCBI's taxonomy places the organism in Eukaryota, Metazoa, Arthropoda, Insecta, Coleoptera, Coccinellidae.
CGUCGAAUGAACAUUUAUUGUGGUUUUAAUUUUCCUGUACGCGAUUAGAGAAGUAGUUUCGAGGAGUUUGAAAUGCGAUUCAAACCCGAAAUGUGAACUAGAGUUAUGCCAGUGAAAGUGAAUCUUCAUAUAUGUUUUUCAGACAUGUUGUUGGAAAAGUUCAGCUCCACCCAUAUCUGCACAUCGUCACUUGGAGCCUACCAAAAAGAUACGUGGGGCUUCUUAAAAUAUUCAAUUUGCCGUUAGAGGAAUACCCGCAUCAGCUUAUCACCCAAUACUCAGAAACAUUAAACAGUUAUGAACUUCAAGUCACAAAAAAGUCAAUAUCACCCCUCCAAUCCAAGAUUUCAACAGAAGAUCUUGGGAAACCGAGAGAAAAUCCGACAGAAAAUGUAGAAUCAGAGCCAGCAACUUCCAGUGACUCCAAGCCAACUCGAAAAAAGCGCAAAAUUUCAAAGAAUAAACCUGUUAUUUCUAUAAGAGUAAAGCUUGACGAUGAAUUGAAGAAUUUGAAACGCACCAAUGGCAAAAAUUUCGAGAGGAUACUGUCGAAAUGUAGCAGAAGAUCCUGUUUACUUGUUCUUGAAAAAUCUAAGUCAUCCAAACGUGAAGAGUACUCUCUUAAGUUUGUCAACAACACGAAUUUAAGCAAAACUUAUAGUAAAUUGUUGAGGAAGAAUCGUAGAAAACGGGAUUCAUUCGUAACUGCCACAAAUACGAAACCCAACAAGUCAUUAUCGUCAGAGUUUUCUGAAGAAAAUAUUCAUCCAAUUUGGAAGAUGAAUGAGACAUUUUUUUCUGAACAUCCACAGAGGCCACUUAUGAAUAAAUUAUCUCAAUAUCAAGAAUUUAACACCAAAACAAUGCAGUUCUCAAGGGGAAGAGAGGAUAAAAAAGAGAAAUUUGAAUCUGAAGAAAGCAAAACUAAUCAAAUCAAAGAAGACAAAAUUACAGAGAAGGAAUCAAAGACAGGCCAUAUAAAUAGAAACACCGCAUUGGCAAUACCCUCCCAUCUUGUACCAUACGAAAAACCAAUUCAAGAAGAACCUCUUAGACAUUGGCCAGUUAUCACGCAGUUAUUCGAUGGAAAGCACAUAGAGAUAUACAAAAAUUAUCUGAAAUCGCUGAAUACACCGGAUGAAGAAAAAGAAGAAACCCAAGAAAACGACCAAGAACCCGAUAACAUUGUUGCCAUUGAUAUAAGUCAAGCAAAGUCUUUUCAUGAAAAUCUUACAUCAUCUUCGAUAUAUAGAAGUGGCAAAACAACAAAAAUUGGAUCACUUGAAACAAAAACAGCGAAUGUAGAACAACCUCAGGAAGAAUCAGAGAGCUACAAAUCUUCCAAUGUAUCCACUACAGAUUUGCCAACAAAAAAAAACAAUUUCGUCAAACCAAGUGGGAAUAAGAAAUCAAAUGUCAUUUUUUUAAAUGAGACAUCUCAAACACCCACCAACUAUUCUGUUAUAAAUGAGAAGUGCACAGAUACAAACGAUGGUGUCCAGAAAUUGUAUACAUCAACUGCGUAUUUAGUAAUUGGAGAAACAUAUGAAAAAUCGAAGAAUAGAACUACCCCCAAUGAUGAAAGAAAUACAAUAAAUACAUCUCGUUCUGAAUCGUUGAUUAACACAAGACUUUUAUCUUCUUCGAUGAAAUCCUAUAAAUCCAUAACAGAAAAUGAAGAUACAAAACAAAUUUUGAACAUCGAAAAGGAAAGAGAUGAAGAAUUGUGCAAAAAGCAAGACGAAAAGACUAGGAAUUCCGAAAAAAAGUUGAGAGGGCUGAGAAAAUUAUAUUUUUUCAAUAUUGUUCUGGCUGUUUUUGUGGCAGUUGUAUUAGGAAUAAUUUUGUUCAUUAGUUUUGCCGAUAAUUCAACUGUUAAUGGAUUUGUGGAAAAGUAUAUUAAAAGUUAG